This is a messenger RNA of Anthostomella pinea, 300 nucleotides long. The record is from the annotation of a GenBank genome assembly. Lineage: Eukaryota; Fungi; Ascomycota; Sordariomycetes; Xylariales; Xylariaceae.
AUGCGGCAGCCCCUUUUCACGGCACCAGCACCGGCACCCACACCGGCACCCACACCCACACCAACACCAUCACCGACACCAUCAAAAUCACCGAAAAAACCUCCUCCUCUUCCACCGACUUCGCCGCGUGGAAACACCAUCUCAUCCCCCAAGACUCACGUCACCUACCCAGUGCGCGAUCUGCUAAAGGUCAGUAACCACCCACCCGCCGCCUUCGACGACCUGGCGAUCUUGAGGCCUGGAUGGGUGCGGUACUGGGCGUGGUCAGGUCCGUAUAACGGACUGGGGUACUCACUCUAA